Stylophora pistillata is the source of this 2464-nucleotide messenger RNA. RefSeq names its product potassium channel subfamily K member 15. Lineage: Eukaryota; Metazoa; Cnidaria; Anthozoa; Scleractinia; Pocilloporidae. Gene Ontology annotation, cellular component: plasma membrane. Gene Ontology annotation, biological process: potassium ion transmembrane transport; stabilization of membrane potential. The record is from RefSeq and is a predicted model, not a curated record. Gene Ontology annotation, molecular function: potassium ion leak channel activity; outward rectifier potassium channel activity.
UCCGAAAACCUAGCUGGCGAAACUUCUCGCCUACGACUUGGGUGUGACAUCAAUUUCUACAGUCGCUUAUUUAGCUAAAGUGGUCGCUUCUUCCAAGGGGAACGAACGUUCUUUCCAGUGUCUCGAACAAUGAAAGCUGGUACAAGAGAUAUUUUGAUUCGCUUCACUUUGGUUGGUUUGUUUUUAUUAAUUGGCGCUGCAGUUUUUCAAGUCCUUGAAGGCACAGACCAACACGAACGUGUCAUGGAAGAGGAGGCCGACGAAGCAACUUUGGAAAAAAUGCGAACAAACUUAAGUGUGAAUAUGUCGAAAGGGGAAUUUGACGAUUUAGUGAACAAGCUUCAUAAAUUUUAUGAAGAUCAUCACCAAAGAGCGUCAAGCUAUCAAUGGACGUUUUACGCUUCCCUUUAUUUCUCAUCGAGUGUUAUAACCACAAUCGGUUAUGGUCACAUGGCUCCUUCUACAUUUAGCGGCCGGCUCUUUUGCGUUUUUUAUGCAUUGUUUGGAAUACCUCUCUGUAUGUUGGCAUUGAAAUCAAUUGGAGAGAGAAUCAACGAAUUGAUCGAAAACGGUUUCAUUUUGAUCAGUUCAAAGUUCCAGCUACAACAAAACAAAGGCAUUAAGAUUAAAGUGUUGCUAAGCACUGCUGGCUUGGUCCUUGUCCUUCUCAUGCUAGGUGGACUGCUGUAUUUGUCAGAGGGCUGGAGCUACUUUGAUGGAGUAUACUACUGCUUUAUAGCUUUAAGUACAAUCGGGUUUGGGGAUAUGAUACCUAGAAAAGGCCAGGAGCCUUCAUCCGGGGUCCAGACGCUGGAGCUCGUCGUCCGGGGCUUCUACAUCGUACUAGGCCUCGCUCUUGUGUCGAGUCUACUCUCUGCAGUUGUAGCGGCAGCUGAAGUAUUGAACAAGUGGAACAGCUUCAAAAAGUCAAAAGGUCUUUGCUGCCACAGAAGGACGGAUGCAAAUAUCACAGAGGAACUGGGUCCAGCAUCCGAGGGUUUGUACACAGUAUCUCGCAACCUGGACAACAUCGUGUUUCCUUCAGUCAUUCCUUUCAGACGAUUUGCUUCAGAUGGGUCUACACCACUGAUCAAUGAUCCACGCUGGCUCUACUGAGCUUAAGAUCUGACUAAUGGCAACUAACUAGGGGGUGACAGUAAGGUUGUAUUUUGUGUGUGUGAUCUGCAAAGGAAAUUUUAUAUCUGAGUGUGGAGAGUGAUUUUCUAAGCCCAAAGGCUUAGAAAGGCAUAGAUGGCAUUAACGAACUUCCUAGAGUUAGGCAUCUUUUGUUAUUGUGAACAGAUUAGUCCUGAGAACUUAAUUUGAUUUACAGAUUAGUUUGAUACACUAAGGCGUUUAACUGUUAAUCGAGAAGUGUUGAUAGACGACGUUACUAAAAGCGGUACUUUGUAGUUUUAAUGAAUCGUGUUAAAUACUAACAUCAGCGGAUAAAAGAAUCUGAAAUAUCCGUAGAAAUUGUGGACAAAAAGGAUAAUUUGAUGAUGUUGUAGCCGCUUCCGAAACAGCAUCAUCUUACUGCGUCGAUAGAGCUCCUCAUGUAAUGUGCUUGUGACAUGUGUAACGGAAAUUAGAGGAGCACCCUGGCACAUGUAUUUUCAGUGUUUUUAGGUAAAAAUUGAUAAGACGGUUGACUCUCACUGUUUGUAAAAAUUUUGCUUAUCAGUUGGAUACUUUUUCAAAUACUCUCUUAAGAGACCAAUGCUAAAAAUGUUACACGACGACCGCGCCCAUUAUUGGCUUGCACAGAAAGUUUUGCUUCAGUGAGCGACAGGUCAAAUACUGAAGUUGUCCUCUAUAGUCAUAAGAGACGCUGAUCUAGUCCCUGAAAACCAUGUGAUCCCGCCCUAGUCUCCAUGCAUGUCAAACUAAAAAAGGCAAUUGACACAAGGUAACACAAAAAAACCUUUACCAAAAGUAUGUUUAAUAAUUUGUACUUGUAAUGUAGCCUACAACCUAUUUACACUGAGUUGAUACAAAAAGAUUUGUAGACAUCUCUUAAUAUUUUGAGGUUAAAAUAAAAUGUAUGUUUAAUUGAAUGAGUUUUGUUUUCUUUCCACAACACUACCUAGACUACUACAAGGGUUUAAAUAUUUCUAUUUAUACUGCCCGAGAAGUCCGUAACGAGACACCGUCAAACCAUCACCCACGCGCCGUGUUACAACUAUCAGUAUUUCCCUUUUAUUGAGUAUAUAUGAUCUCACAAGACUCAAAAGAGUUCAAAAUAAUAAUUGUAUAAUUUUAUAUAUCUAUGCAGUUUUAGACAGACGGCCCGCUCUGCCUAUCGUUGCACAAGUACACUGUUUGUCCUCUCAGAGUUCAAAGAGAAAAAGACUCUUCUUGCCUAUUUUGUCUAAGAUAAUCCGCAAUACAGUCUACUAAGCUUUGCAUAGAAAAGCUUGGAAAGGCUUCCAUGAAGAAACAAAAGCUCAUGAAAAUAAAUCAC